Messenger RNA from Candoia aspera, 1598 nucleotides. It is a transcript of the gene TMEM240, whose product is annotated as transmembrane protein 240. The transcript is spliced from 5 exons. Gene Ontology annotation, cellular component: synaptic membrane. The record is from RefSeq and is a predicted model, not a curated record. The coding region runs from base 1 to 756 and encodes 251 amino acids. Lineage: Eukaryota; Metazoa; Chordata; Lepidosauria; Squamata; Candoiidae.
AUGGUUUUAGAAGAAGUGUUCUCUUCUUCCAAAGAGGAUGGAACUGGAGAUGAGGAAGAUACUAAGGGCUCCCCCCUGCCAGAAUCGCAGUUCAGGUUGAAGAGCUUCUAUGCGACUGUCCCUGACCUCUGCACGAAAAGCUGGCCCCCCUUUCUCUCGUUUUUCCUGUGGGGAAAACGGCUGGGGGGGGGAGGCCUGCAGGAAAGUGACAGAGCGACUGUCAGUUUCCCCGCGAGGUCCAUGAAUACGAACACCAUGAUAUUUCUGAUCCUGGGGGCCUCGGUUGUGAUGGCAAUAGCAUGUUUAAUGGACAUGAAUGCUCUCCUUGACCGAUUUCACAAUUAUAUCUUACCGCAUCUGAGAGGGGAAGACCGGGUUUGUCAUUGCAAUUGUGGAAGGCAUCACAUUCAUUAUGUCAUCCCAUACGACGGAGACCAGUCAGUGGUCGAUUCUUCCGAAAACUACUUUGUGACUGACAACGUCACCAAGCAAGAAAUCGAUCUGAUGCUGGGACUCUUAUUGGGAUUCUGUAUAAGCUGGUUUCUCGUGUGGAUGGAUGGAUUGCUCCAUUAUGCUGUACGAGCGUGGCGGACAAGCCGACGGUAUGACAAUUCAUGGUCUUGGUUUCCCAAAUUUUGUAACUUCAAGGAGUUCCGAAAACGCCAUCACAGCCAGUAUGACGAAGCUGCUGGAAACAUGGUGCACAUCAAACAGAAAUUGUAUCAUAAUGGGCACCCCAGCCCAAGACACCUUUAAGGAAAAACGGGACUGAUACGUGGCUUGCUGAACUUGCCUUCUGCUGUCUACCGAGGGGAGAUGUCUUGCUGCUUACUCCCCAGUGGACACUACGUAAAGACUCCCUCUUAGUUCCACCUAUGGUGUGUCUGCCAGGCACCCAGAGAAUGCACAAUUCCCCCCCGUCCUGGAUCCAAGGCUCCCGAGACACUGCACUGUGGUUACCACUUUAUUGGUGGACCUGAACAUAACGAUGGAACGGAACGAACAACACAAUGCAAAAAGAGCGAGAGAGAAAAUUUACAUUACACUUUUCAGCCCUCGCUUCUUUUGGUGAUGAUAGCAAUGGCAGUAUAUUUUUUCGUUGGUUUUCUUUGUUGGUUUGGAAGUUUUGUUUGUUGUCGUCCCUGGUCUUUGUAGAUGGAUUUGGCCAGAUGUUGCCAUGUUUAGCAUUCAAGAACUUCUGAAUCUCUGUUUCCAAUUGUAUCUGACCCCUCAGUCCACUUGAUCCCCCCCUCCCCAAGGUUUUUCCUUGUGCUCGGAUAUCUCACUUCCAAUGUAGAGUUGGUUUUGAUUUUAUAUGACCUGGUAACUACAAUGCAUAAUCCUUCAGUGACCCACUUCAGUUGCUUUUGAGUUGAGGAAUCGUGUUGAGGAACUCCUCCAGUGUCCACUCCUGCUUUGCUUUUUUUUUCCUGAUUCAUAAACUAGGGAGAUCUUUCUUCCAACCUGCCUGAAGAAACAGGUAGCUCUAUACUGACAUGCAAAACUAGCAACCACCAGGCUGAAUGUAUUCCUCUGUGGGUUGGAGUGGACUGUCUUCCAAGAAACACCAACCAAAAAUAUCUACCCUGAGAUGUUUG